GGAAGCCCGUUGCUACGGUAACGUCAACGCGUCGGUCGUCGUGGCGGAAUUCUCUGCUUAGAUGUGAUUUAGCACAUUUUCAGACGCUUUGGAGACUUUAGAACGGAGCGAACCGAACCGGAGUCCAAGUUUAAACCUCGCGAUAUUCGGUGUUAUUCUGCCUCCUGCUUCCUGUCAGGUCAUCAAGGCGUUAACGGGUGUGUGAGGCGCCAUGGCGAGCCAGCGACCUCCGUCCGGUCUGGGCCGUCCCAUGAGCCGCAGCGGCGCCGGCAGACCUCCGACGGCCGUGCGACCCCCGCCGACGGCGAUCCGCGUGGCCACCGGGAUGGUUCCAGGUACCGGUGGACACCCGGCGAUGCGGGCCGGCGUCCCGGCGCCCGGAGUCCUGGCGGCGCCCAUCAAGGUGCCGGAGCGGCCCGUCACCCAGCAGGGCCUCAGCGGCAUGAAGACCGGCGUGAAAGGUCCCCAGAGGCAGAUCCUGGACAAGUCCUACUACCUCGGCCUGCUCAGGAGCAGGAUGACCGAGCUGAGCUCCGAGACCAGCAGGCUGCUGAAGGAGAUGGACGGCUUCAACCAGGAGAACUCCGUCUACCUGUCCUACGAGAAGAGGGCUGGGGGUCUGGCUGCAGAGAUCAGGGAGCUGCAGGGUCAGCUGGGAGACUACAACAUGCUGGUGGACAAGCUGAACACCAGCACGGAGAUGGAGGAGAUGGUGGACGACUUCAACACGCUGAAGGCGCACAACGACAGCGAGGCCGAGGGCAUCGACGCCGUCUUCACCCAGAGGAGACAGAGGGAAGACGCCGUCCGGGCGGUGGAGGACGACAUCGCGGCAGAGAAGCGCGUCACCGAGGAAGCCGUCCAGGCGCUGCCGUCCGUCCAGCGGGACAAAUACUGCAGCCUGACGGCCGCCAACGAGGAGCUGCUGCAGGAGCUGAGCGUCCUCCAGGAGGACCUGGAUCUUCUCGCCACCCGGAAGAAGGACUACGAAGCGGACCUGGCCCACCAGUACCACAAGCAGGAGGUGGCCCGGCUCCACGAGAACCUGUCGGCGCUGGAGGCCCGGCGGGACGCCCUGGAGGCGGAGCAGCGGAGCCAGCGGUCCCCGGAGGAGGAGCGCGAGACGCUGUUCCAGCAGGUGAAGGAGGACAACCAGGAGAUCGCCAGCAUGGACAGACAGCUGUCGGAGAUCAGAGAUCGGACCAGGCAGAUCGGCGAGGAGAUCCGACACGUGGAGCAGGACUCCGAGGUCGCCCAGGGUGAAUGUCAGCAGAAAUACAAGGAGCUGAAGAGGAGGGAGGAGGAGAUCGACCGUUUCCAGGAUUCCUUCCAGGAGACUCGAGCCGCGGAGCAGCAGAAGCUGUGGGAGAGUCAGGAGAACGUCGUGUCUCUGCUGGAGACCAGCAGCAGGAGCAUGCUGAGGCUGCGCCUGAUGGACCGGGUGACGGCCAGCGAGCUGAGGAACAUGCAGGAGGUGCUGGUUAGCAAGGAGAGUGAGGUGGUCCGAUCAGAGAGCACCGCCAAGGGCCUGAGCGCCGAGUCCCGGCGGCUGCAGCAGGACCUGGAGAAGGUCCAGCAGCUGGAGGGGAAGAUCAGCGGCGAGCUGAACUCUCUGAAGGAGCGAGUCGGCGCCAUGGAGGCGGAGCUGCUGACCUACCGGGACCUGGACGCGCUGCGGCUGGCCUCCGAGCACAAGAAGCAGCGGCUGCAGGAGGACCGGGCGUCCCUGACCCGGCGGCGGGACGCCUUCGAGCAGCUGCAGGACGAGAUGAACCGCAGAUACGAAGCUCUGAAGGCCAUGCUGCAGGACAACGAGACGCACGCUCAGCUGGUCAACCUGGAGAGGAAGUGGCAGCACCUGGAGCAGAACAACUUCGUGAUGAAGGAGUUCAUCGCCUCCAAGUCUCAGGAGAGCGACUUCGCCUCGGUGGCGCAGCGGGUGGAGCGGCAGGUGGCCGAGUUCAACCAGCUGCUCAUCCAGGCGCUCAGCAGCUGAACCGGACCAGAGACCCCCAAGACCAGAGAGACCCCCAAGACCACAGACCCCCAAGACCCAGACCAGAGACCCCCAAGACCAGAGAGACCCCCAAGACCACAGACCCCCAAGACCCAGACCAGAGACCCCCAAGACCACAGACC
Salarias fasciatus (jewelled blenny) is the source of this 2139-nucleotide messenger RNA. It is a transcript of the gene ift74, whose product is annotated as intraflagellar transport 74. Gene Ontology annotation, molecular function: beta-tubulin binding. Gene Ontology annotation, biological process: intraciliary transport involved in cilium assembly; cilium assembly. The coding region runs from base 212 to 1996 and encodes 594 amino acids. The transcript is spliced from 21 exons. The record is from RefSeq and is a predicted model, not a curated record. NCBI's taxonomy places the organism in Eukaryota, Metazoa, Chordata, Actinopteri, Blenniiformes, Blenniidae. Gene Ontology annotation, cellular component: intraciliary transport particle B; cilium.